This is a messenger RNA of Cricetulus griseus (Chinese hamster), 1941 nucleotides long. The record is from RefSeq and is a predicted model, not a curated record. Lineage: Eukaryota; Metazoa; Chordata; Mammalia; Rodentia; Cricetidae.
AUGGACCCUUGUAAGCAAGGUGCUCUUAAUAGGAUUGAGAAUUCUGUCUAUAGAACAGCCUUCAAAUUACGAUCUAUGCAAACUCUUUGCCAAAUGGACUUGAUGGACAGCUCUUUGAUUCAGCAAGUUCUAUUGCGUGGACGAUUUAGGGAGAGCAUGGAGAUCUCCCUUUCUAUACAUGAGCUUUUUCAGGAGCUCCAGGAGCUGUUUCAGAGAACUGGGAUGGGAAAACCAGCACAAGUGCAUCCAAGAGCUCCCGAACUCACUCUGAGCCUUCUCAUGGCCAUGUAUGACAGCACAGGUUCCGGUGUUCUCAAGCUUCGGCCUGUGGCUGCUGCUCUGGUUGCCCUCUCAGGAGACAGCCCUCUUACAAAGUACAGAGCUUUUUUUCAGCUCUAUGCGGAAAACAACAGGAGAGGUGAUGUCUCCCGAGCCCGCAUGACUCGGAGGCUUUUGCGAGCCUUACUAACAGAUCUACAGCAGAUCCCGACUGUCGUGGGAGAGAGCUACACUUUGUGUCCUGUGGAAAGUGCUAUCCACAGCUGCUUCCGAGGGGUGUUGAGCUCUGGAAUCAAGGAGGAGAAAUUCUUGUCUUGGGUACAGUCUGAGCCUCUGAUCCUUCUAUGGCUCCCAACCUGCUACCGACUGUCUGCCUCAGAAAUGCUCACUCACCCUGUGCGGUGCAGCAUUUGCAGAACCUUCCCAAUCAUAGGACUGAGAUACCGCUGUCUGAAGUGUCUCAAUUUUGACAUCUGCCAGCUGUGUUUCUUAUCUGGCCUCCACAGCAAAUCCCACCAGAAGUCACACACUGUGAUGGAGGACUGUGUCCAGAUGUCAGCAAAGGAGAACACAAAGCUCCUCUUCAGGAACCUCAGAUACAGCCUGCCCCAGAAAGGCGGCAGGACAGGAGCCAUGGGAAGACAGUGGCUGCUGGACCAGCUGGCUCCAAGGGACACAGCUAGCCAUGCACAGGCCAGGCUUUGCAUUGAGUAUAAAGGCCCUAAACCCCCAGCGUAUAUGAGGCCAACAGGAGCAGGGCGAACAGCAGCCACAGAAUGCCCCAGACACCUGUGUCAAAGACUGUCACCUGCUCCACAAGCAAAUGAUAACCCACAUCACCAGACCAUUGUCAGCAUUAAGAAGGAACUGUGGAGAAAUUCUGACUUCAUCAAUACUCUGCACAGGGAAAGAAGGCUCCUUAGGAAACAGUUAAAUAGAUACAAGCACAAAUUGCAAGGCACAUACACCUUACAGAAGGAACAGAACUGCAGAUUUGAAACAAAGAUUCAGGAGCUCGCAACCAACCAGGAUAACCUAUGGACCAAGAUACAGCAGAUGAGACAAGACCUGCAGGCUAUGUUGCGACCAUGCCAUCCUUCACUUUCAUCUCAAAACACAGCAUCCAAGAUUGACCAUUCUUUACCCGAUGAUGGGCUAUGGAGAGGAGGGAACUCAUCCCACAUCAAGAGUGUCACUAGGGUUGGUCCGGAAUGGGAACUUCUCCCUAACUCUACCAAGGCUGACAGAAAUCUCAAAUGUAAAGUAAGUUCAGGUGAAACUCUGCCAGACUCUCAAUCCCCAGAGAUCAUUUUUCAGAGCACCGGGACACAAAGCCACCCACAAAAGAUGCUAAGGGAAGGCCAUACCUCCCCAUCUGAUUGCCAGAAGGGAAUGCAAGACAAUCCCCAGAUUCCUCCUGCUGAAGUGAGCAGCCCUGCUCUGGCACCUUCAGCAGGGAAACAGAUAGACCACAUCAGUGAAAAGAUUGAUCUGGAAGGUGAGGAACUGCAAACACUGUUGCCCAGACUCCUGGAUGUCUUCGACCUAGACACAACAGGUCCAAAGCCUUCAGCAGACGUGGAGCUAUAUGGUAAAGCUGAACAGGUGUGCAGAGCUUUCUCUGCCUUUGUGGAUCAAAUCACCUUACCCAGCUUGGACUGA